Molecule: messenger RNA, 1052 nt
Organism: Chondrus crispus (carragheen)
Lineage: Eukaryota; Rhodophyta; Florideophyceae; Gigartinales; Gigartinaceae
Exons: 2
Coding region: 1-864 (287 amino acids)
Source: RefSeq, a predicted model, not a curated record
AUGUGCAGACGGACACGAGAGCACUCAAAUAUAUCGAAACCGCCAGUCAACACUACCGCUCCUACAGUACCCUUGGGUACCUCUCAAAACCUCACACUCACUUGCCCUGCCCUCUUCACCACCCGGCACACCUCAUCCCCCCAGCUCUGGCCCCUUCCGUCUCCCGCACAAUCCCCACAAUCACCAACGCUUCUUCUGCAUCCAACAGUUCUACCUUGCCUUCGCACUCGCGCAAUGCCUUCCCCGUUUCACGUCGAGGUCUCCUUACCCAUCCCGGCUGACCUUUUCUGGAGCCUCCGCGCCUCACGCCAAUUCACCUCGUACCUGGUCACCGCCGGGGCGUUGAACCGUUUGGAGUCCUCACAGCCCCGUCUCGUCGCCGGCGACCCUAGUCGAUACACUCGCGUCCAGACCUAUGUCCCAGCAACGAUGGAAAUUCCAGAUAUCAUCAAACCAAUAAUCGAUGAAUCCUAUAUCGAGGUGUGUGACACCCAAACCUGGGACGUCGUUGCAGGAGACGAGCUCCGACAAAGCUUCAACAUUAGAACUUCCAUCAUGGCCGACUUGGUCAAGACCUCCGGUUUCCUUUUCAUCAAGGCACCACAACCCCUUAAUACGUCUGCAGAGCAAGCACAUGACACCUGUCAUCACGUCAUCUCGGGAGAGUGCUGUGUCUCUAUCCCCAUCCUCGGUUGGUAUGCAGAGCAAGCCAUCAUUUCAAACAUAAAAAACUUUUACAAGGACUACCCAACAUUUGUUCAAGGCUUUGCUGAUAUGGUCAUGAGGCGGUGGGGCGACAACAAUUCACUAACCCUCCGCGAUGCCAUUGAAAGGAUGUUGGUCGAAGAAAAAGUCGUCGAAUGACCGUCCCACAUUCCUGUGUCCGUUUAUUCAACAUUUUCCGGAAAAGCCCUCCGAGUCAAAACGUUUUGUGCUGAGUCCGUCAUACAGUUCACCGUAGGUCCUUUUGUUAUCGUUGUUUCUCAGUUGAAGGCUUUUUUGGGCCCUGCCGAGAGCCAUGUACAUUUGCCGCUAAACAAAGAAAAUCACUG